AUGUCCGGCUUCAAGGCGCUGAAUAUCGAGUCCGAUGACGAGUCCGACAUCGAGGUCGACGACACUAAGGAGAUUCAGAUCGAGGAGGCCCUGAAAUUGUACCAAAAUGCUUUGAAGUAUCAUGCCGAGGGUCCUGGAUCUUUCGACAAAGCCGCCGCGGCGUAUCAACAACUCUUCGAUUCAGAAAUCUUCAAAUAUCCAGAGUCGCAAAUAGAGCUCCAAAGAAUCGAGCUGUAUGGCCCUCUCCCUGAGUCGGACGAGAUCUGGUACGAUCUGGAGCCUGGCACUGUGACAGGCCCCGUCGGACUGGAAGGAGGACCGAGCACCUUGCCACAGAUAUUGCAUCUUUCACACAAGAACUAUGCUCAAUUCAAACUAGAGGCACUUUCAGCCAGAUUCGAGCAGUUCAACUUCACGCUGAAUCAGAUUCUGGCCGAUGCGAAGGAUGCUCUCGACCACUUUGUGCACGCUUUGGACAAAGAUGAUAGCGACCUUGAACUAUGGCGGCGUACAGCGUCUGUGGGACAGCUGCUCGACAGCAAGCGAGUGGCUCGUUAUUGUCUGGAAUCUGUCAUGGAUGGCGACGAUGAUGCAUUGGGUGGAAUUCUCUCGCUUCCGGGGUUAGAGGAAAGUCUGGCUGGUGAGCAACUUCGAGAUCUCGUUUCCGAGUUGCAAGAUCAACUCUCGCUAUUGCAGAGCCCGUUGUCAACGAGCAAGCGAAAAGUUUUCUCGAGGUUGCUUAAAGAACAGCUACACCCAUACGAGGACAUUCUUCGCCAGGAGAACAAUCUAAAAGCGCAGGGCGAUGCAUUGCCCGCUAUCGAAAGACCAGAGCGAACUCUUCUAAAAACACCGGAAUCCUGGGCGGAGCUGGGAGAUGGGCUACUGCGGCAGCUCAUGGCCGAGCAGCACGGCACUUCCUCUGCUUUCCCUGCUCUUGCUGUGGCUUUUGACUUGAGUUCUACAUCGCCACCUGUGGCCGCCCUAGAAUCAGCUCCUUCUCCUCAGGCCUUGCCGGCACCAGCAAGCAACCCGAUACUGCCGAAGUCUGUCAACGAGCAGUUUCCCGGCCUGGAUCAUGGACUGCCAACAGCGCAGCCGCAGAUAGCUUCUGCGGAUGGAAGCAUGCAUGUUGCCAAUAAUCCGACGGACGAAGACGUGACCAUGAUGGACUCCCCGACUAUUACCUUACCCUCACGCAAACGCUCUGGAGAUGCGGCUGGCUUAAAUGAUGGAGCAGAAGAAGGCCGUGCAAAGAGUCGUCGUACUCGCGCGCGCGAGUCCAACUUGGACACUGCAGACAGUCGUCAAGCUAUCAUUGACGCUAACACGCGCUGGGAGUUCGAACAGCAGCUUCACGAGUUCCAAGCUGCUGAUGACUGGAUGUUUGAGACGGUGGGUAACCUGUUCGAGAGGAUUGGAAUCGUCGGUUUCGACGCCACACGCCAUAUUCGACAAGACAUGGCAGCCUCAGCAGACAGCACGCCGUCUGCGGAGCCACCCAAAGGCAUACAGGACCUGCGAGUUGCCAGAUCUGAUAUACAAGCUUUCCUCGACAAAUUCAACGAACAGCUCGCGCAUCUUCUCUUGCAUGGUGGAGAAAACCUGGACCUUGGCCAAAGCCAGAGCUUGGCCGGUGCUGGUGGCAUGUUCGCUGGUGGAGGAGGAUCGAAGGGAGGUUCCAAGCUUCCACCAAUGCCGAAUGAUGGGCUCCAUCAACUUCUCGAGUCCAUGAAUGAGCACCAUUACCUCACUCAGGAGGCUGGCUGGGUAUUUGCGGAAGCCCUGCUACGACCGGGCAAGCUCACUGCUGAAUCGAAUAGCUAUGCCGCCUAUGUGUGGCCAGAGAACCUCAAAACAAUGGUUGUGCGGACUCUCGUCAACUUUGAUGAGUUCAUCUACAAGAAAGCAAGCGCUGAGCUCGAAGCUUGGAAGGGUACACUCAAUCCAGACGUCAAAGAUGUUGCCGACUUAGGACUUCCGGAAAUGGUGCAGACAAUCUUUGAGCUUCACCUAGACAUCUACAGCCUCAUCAAGCAACCCAACAGUGGAGUUGAGGCAGAUAUUAUUGUGACGCAAGGCGACCGUCUACAGCGAUGGUUCGACCUUGCUCGAGAGGCGAUGCACUUCCGGGCAGUCUCCACAGACUCACCUCGCCUUGAAGACCAUCUCAACAUUCGUUUUCUCUGGGCUACGACGUCCACUAUCGGCACUGCUAACGAUGUAUCCCAAGAUCAUGUUAUCGAAUGCAUGAACGACCUUCGAACAGUCUUCACGGCGGCAAACGAGCCCACCAUCCACCUACCAAACAACGCAAUCAUGCCCGAGCUGUCUUUAACGACGUUGGAGCGCGAGAUCUCGAAGCUCACAACCAAAGACUUCUUUCUCAAGGUCACCAGCCACAACGCCCAGGAUGCAGCAUCGGUCAUUGAGAACUUGGAACCGUUGCUGGAAGCGCUCGAGGCUGCCAGGACGAGUCCUAGUGAGAAUUCCCAGCUCGACGGAGAUGAGUCCUUGCACAACGUUCCGCCUGAGCUCCUCAGAUUCCUCGAGAAUAGCAAUGUUUCCGUGCGGUUGCUCUUGUGGCAGCGGUUACGUGAUGCUUAUGUCGCCAUUCAGUACAGCCCCAUGGUCGUGUAUUGUUACUUCCGCAUGAUCCGGAUGGUGUUGGACGAGCUCAAAUCUUCAGAUGUCACCACGACAGCUCAAACAGAGCGCCAGACCACGGUGCUCAAGUGUGUACGCUUGUUGCAUGACGUUGUCAAUAAGCUGUACGAAAUCAUACACAGCUCCGCGGAUGCCCUGGAAUGCCUGGACGAUACAGGUCUCAAACUUGCCGUCAACGGCUUUGGCGAGAUUCUUCAGCUCUUGCAGGUCUUCAACGUAGCUGAGGAUUCCGUGCGUAUUGGGCAGACUCAGGCGCCGUCUCUAUCGAACGGGUUGCCUGUGCCCUCGUACAUUGCAGUCACCAAACUUGGUCAGGAGACUCAGACGAAGAUAUGGAUGAUGCUCUAUUCUUUGUUUCAGGAGGCGCUUUCUCAGAACCCAGAUCAAUAUCCCACGGCGCUUGAAGAUCGUUUCGACUUCCUGCGUACCGUUCACCGUAGCCUGGGCCUUCGAGGGAUCUGCGGCAGCUGCAAUCGUGCCUUUGUCCGCAUGUUAAAGGAGGAGUUCCUCAACAUGACGCAAAUCGACGGUUGCGAAAGCGAACAAGCUCAGGUUCUUUACGAUCUGCACAGAUUGAACUGCUUCCUCGACCCGACGUACGAGCUAAUUGAGCACAAAUGUACCGCUGAUGCCUUCCUGGACCGCAACGUGGCUUUGCAGGCCGUCGACUUGCUUCUCUCACAAGCCUCCAAGCUCUCCGUCAAGGAUUUGAUCAAGCACCCGAUCAAGGACACCAUCGAAAAGGUCCACGGUGCACUUCCCAGAAAGAAGCCAACUGAAGCCAUUCUGCGGAACCGCGAAGUUAUCAAAUCAUAUCUCCGAUCUCCAAUCAAUCCAUUGGACCUGUAUGAUUGCCUCUCCGGCCGAAGAAAUCAGCUGCCAGUCACCCCCGUCCCCAAGGACGAUGCUUUGCUGGCUUCGAAAGGAUGGUACUUUCUGAUGGGUCAGAUUGCUCUUACCAGAUUCCGCUCGGUGAAGCGAACCGGUGCAACUGCGACAGAGGAUGUUGACAUUGCUAUUGCUUUCUUCAACCAAGAUCUGGAAUACACAGGAGAAAACUGGGAGACUUGGUUCAGACUAGCUCAAGCCCACGAUACCAAAGUAGAGGAGAAUGUGGUCUGGUCUGCGGAGAAGCUCAACAACAACAUGCAAGACAUCGUCGGUUUGCAACGAACUGCUCUUCACUGCUAUAUUAUGGGCAUGGCGCUGGCCUAUCGGUCUGCUGAUCUGGGCUUCGAGACCUCCUCGAAGAUUACCGAGAUGUGCUACGAAUUCGCCAAUCGUAUCUAUAGCUCGGCUCGCGAACCAUUUGGAAUGAAGGCAUUCGAGGUCGAGGACAAGGAGAGAUUCGUGAGCCGUCCUACUGGAGUCGGGACAGACAAGUCGUUCGAGUCUCUGACGGUAUACCAAGCUAUCAAGCUCGUCAAUGUCUUGUACAAACGAGCACUUCCUGGAAAGCCUGACAGCUGGAUGAUCCACUGCAUGAUUGGCAAAUGUCUGUGGAAGCUUCACAAUGCCCCAGACACCGCCCGACGUUCGAGCAAGCGUGAACCCGCAUCGCAGGUGCUGCAGGCUCUUGUGCGCACUCUUGAGUUGUUGCCCGAGAAAGACAGGAAAGGAGAUGGCAAGAAAGAGCCCAUCCUGGAGCCGCACUACAAGCUGAUCACCACAGUCCACAAACUGCUGACACAGUCGAAGACGGUCACUUUAGAAGAAGCGAAGGAAACCCUGAGACACACGCACUACGCAACUAAGGAUACAUUCCCGGAGAGUAUGGAAGAGUGGACCCCGUACAUCCUUGCCGUGUUGAAGAACUUGAGGGCAGCUGACAAGUCAAACUGGUACCACCGCAUGAUUUUCCGCUCUGCGCAGAUCAUAUAUAACGAUGCGAAAGACGAGAUUAUGGGCGGCAAGAACUUGGGAGUCAUGGGAGCCCAUCACGAGAUCCAACAAAUUUUUACCAAGACCAUGACACUCCAGGUGUGGAAACCGGAAAGCGAGAGGCCAGGCCGACACUUCGUCUAUACCACCAUCUACACUCGAUUCUACAUGGAACUUCUGAGACAGCUAAAGGACCGCGCCAACCUGGAGCAACUAGCCAGGCGUGUGCGACGCCGCGCUCACGACCUUUUCGAACACCUUCAACUCUGGCAAGACAUUUGCACUGCGUAUCUUCAGCUUCUGCGCGAAUAUGCCGAUUUGCGCGAAGGUCUGGAGACUUCGACAUUCAGUAACCUUGCGCAUGAAGACUUCCUAGCCCGCAAAGAGCCUCUAGAGAAGUGGAUGCAAACGCAAGAUCCUGGGGCAGUGCCUGCGCUGGACGUCUUGCGAGAAGUGCAGGAGUUGAAGAAGAUCAACCAGGGAAUCAUGAAGCCAGGAGCGAUCGACGACCUCAUUGGCGACUCGUAUGCUCAGUUAUUCAACACAGUCGGCAAGGUUCUAUUGGAGGACGAGCGUCGCGCAAAGCGAGAAGAAGAUGCCAGUCGCGAAGCAGAGAAGCCUCCUCAAGUCCUUAGCCCGCCACGGAAUCCCAUGAUGAGUCUCACGCAUCUGAUGAAUGUUGAUGGAAGUAGCGACGCCCCGCCUAACGCACCCCCAGUCCCGCCCGCAAACCCAGCAUUGGGUCUGCCGCCGCCAACUGAAGCUGCUCCAGCACGCCGUAAGAUUGGUGUGGGACGAAGGGAGAUCCGAGCCUGCGCAGAGCUGUGUGUGCAGAAGGAGAAGGCCAAGUCACAAUCCAGCAGUGACGCUACAGCCCAGAAGAUCGCCUCAGCGCCGAGAUUGCAGGUCCUCAUAGAACGAGACCGUCCGUCGCUUUCAGGUGAAGCUUCUUUCGAUAACAGUGCGCCUGGCAGCAUCCACGACAGCGCAGAUGAUGAGAGCGAGCUCAGCGAACUGGAAGAAGCCGACGAUGAGGCCGAGCCUGAAGAGGGCGCAGAGAAGGAACACGACGACUCGAUCCCAAGACCGAUUUUCCCUGGCCUCGCAUCGCUGCUGAGGAAGGCGAUGAUGGCAACGGGGAAGGAGAUGUUUAGGGAGCUUUUGGCCGAUUCCUGGUGCCAUUUCUUGGGUUUAGGACGGCUAAAGAGCGUUGGAGAGCGUGAUUGUGGGGAGAGGCGUUUCUGGCACGGAUUCAUCGAUUCUGUUUGA
Zasmidium cellare ATCC 36951 is the source of this 5817-nucleotide messenger RNA. RefSeq lists its product as uncharacterized. The transcript has 2 exons. The record is from RefSeq and is a predicted model, not a curated record. Gene Ontology annotation, cellular component: HIR complex; nucleus. Gene Ontology annotation, biological process: chromatin organization. The coding region runs from base 1 to 5817 and encodes 1938 amino acids. Gene Ontology annotation, molecular function: nucleosome binding. NCBI's taxonomy places the organism in Eukaryota, Fungi, Ascomycota, Dothideomycetes, Mycosphaerellales, Mycosphaerellaceae.